AUGGUCAAGUGGCCUAAAACUGUGGCAGGUGUAACCGCUUACCAUUCAUGUUUUCAGCAUUCCUUAAGAUCAGCCUCCUUUCUGAAUGGGGAAGAAAAGCUAAAAGCAUGGCGUAAUUGUAACCGCACAGGUUGGUGGGAUGAAGAAAACUAUUCCCAAUGUCCUUAUUCACAGGAAGUGACUCAAAUCCUUCAUGCUUUCAGUCAGAGGCAUCUAAAUGCUACCAAUGCACUGGAAUUUUCCCAUCAGCUAGCAGCUUUCACAAGAGACGCCGCCAAAUUUGCAGAUAAGGAGGAUGUAAUCUAUUUAGCUUAUAUGUUGGAAAAGCUAAUUCUACAUAUGGAAGAGAUCAAAGACCAGCUCGCAGAUGCUGUCAUAGAGAUUGCCAGCAAUAUAAUGCUGGUAGAUGACCAUGUAUUAUGGAUGGCACAAAAGGACAAGAAAGCAUGUGCAAGAAUUGUGCAGUGUGUAGCACGCAUUUCAAAUCAAACUCUGAGCAGCAAUGCACAGCUUGUAUCAAAGGUUUCUCUUAACAUUGCUCUGGAAGCCUUUUGGAUCAAGCCAUCCGUUUUCGUGGGCAUGACUUGUAUUGCUUUCCAAAAACUACCCGCUAAUCCAGGGAGGUUGAGGUUGAAUUCUGACACAAAGAGCAGAGAAACAGACCAAUCCUUGAAUUUUAAGUGCAACCCUGGAAAUCAAAAUGCCUCUUUGGUGAAUUUCUCUUCCAUGGUGAAUGCUGUGGCGAUAGCUUCCGUUCAUCUGCCACACUCUGCCUUCCCUUCAUCUGCAGCCUGGCAAUCUGUUGAUAACUCCUCUUGCAAGCUACAGUUUAUCGCUUUUCGGAAUGGAAAACUCUUUCCCAGCACCGCAAACUCGUCUCACCUUGCAGGCUACGGGAAGCAGAGGGUCAUUGGCACGCCCGUAGUCUUCGUUAAAAUAGAUGGGUGCAAUUUCGGAAACCUCACCAGUCCUCUUAUUAUAACGCUGAAGCACUUUACCCAGGGCAUAAACCCCAUUGCGGUCUUUUGGGCUUUUGACCUUCUGGAUGGACAUGGAGGCUGGUGGGGAGAAGGGUGCCACAUAAUUAGCUCUGCAGACAAUAUUACCACUCUUCAUAGUACUCACUUCGGUAACUUUGCAGUGCUAAUGGUGAGUAUAUAACUUCACGUAUGUGUCUGUGUGUGAAUCUGCUUGCCUGCCUUU
This is a messenger RNA of Thamnophis sirtalis, 1203 nucleotides long. The record is from RefSeq and is a predicted model, not a curated record. Lineage: Eukaryota; Metazoa; Chordata; Lepidosauria; Squamata; Natricidae.